Molecule: messenger RNA, 2527 nt
Organism: Anopheles bellator
Lineage: Eukaryota; Metazoa; Arthropoda; Insecta; Diptera; Culicidae
Gene: dup
Product: DNA replication factor Cdt1
Exons: 2
Coding region: 1-2208 (735 amino acids)
Biological process (GO): DNA replication preinitiation complex assembly; DNA replication checkpoint signaling; regulation of DNA-templated DNA replication initiation
Cellular component (GO): nucleus
Molecular function (GO): DNA polymerase binding; DNA binding
Source: RefSeq, a predicted model, not a curated record
AUGUCGCAGCCAACGGUGGCAUCGUAUUUUAACACCCGCAAACGUGCAGCUGUUGAUCACUUGGGUGGUGCGCAAAGGAAUAAGGUACUGCUGCUGGACAACCCAGCUGUAGAAAGCAUUGGAAACUUGACAAACAGUUCACAGAACUCGGAUGAUCACGAAAAGCUGCGUUAUAUAUUUGCUAACACAACGAACUUCUCUUCAAAGAACAAUGAGACAGAUGGCAAGAGUGUCGUUGGUCCAUCGGAUAUGGCAGAGCUGGGUCGCCGUGUCACACGUGCAUCACGGGCCAUCAAGCGCAUCGGGACAGUGGAUUUGGACGAGAAAACGAUAACUUUGCUUUCCGCCGCUCAGCCGAAACUUGUAUCCUUUAUUAAGAAAGGAAACCUCUCGCCUCAGAAGCGGCACAACACGACCAAUAGCCCCGCGAAGCAGCCGGUUGAAUUAAUGAACAAGUUGGCUUCACCGAAAAAACCAACCGAUGGCUCGACACAGGAGGGGGCUGAGUUUUCUUCUCGAGACACCAACAAACAGCUGCAAAAGCAAAACAAAGCCAACGAAGUUGCCAAAAAAUCAACGUUGGCCAACACUGCGAAAGCUAACGAUGCGCUGGGAGCAGCUCGCGGACGGCUGAUCAGCCAUCCACGCCUCCCGGAAUUCAAAUCAAAGAUGGACGCCAUACAGAAAGGAAUGAGCGAAUUGAAACGCUUACAAAAGCAGGGUCUCGAGGGGAAGCCAAAGCCAGCCGUAAAUGCUGAAGCUGCGUCGAAAAAUCUUAAAGAAUUUGCCUCGCUCGAAAUGGAGGUGAUGGUCAGUCCCAAAAAAACAUUCACCACUCCAACAAAAAUGCUGAAGACGCCGACUAAAAACAGCACCAACAUGAACUCUGCAACGAAGAAUGUCACACCUACCCGCCAUUCGGCGCUUAUGAGUCCCAUAAAGGAUCCUUCAGCAGCAACUCCUGUUACAGCAAGCCCAAAGAAGGUUCCUGCAUACCAACGUUACCAUGCCUUGACGAUUCCCGGUCUGCCGACGUUGCAUCUUCCGUACAAAUAUCGAUCCUUACUAGAGCUUUUUAAGUGUAUUGACACGGUGGUUGCGAUGUUUCACAAUCGCAAAGAGCAAAUCACCUUUAAGAAACUCAAACCGGCCGUGCAACGGAUGGCUAGAAAAAAUUUUUACGAGUCGCAUUUAGCACAGAUAAAACACCUUUACCCAGAUGCGUUUUUGUUGAGCCAGGAAAUGACGAAAAACUACGGGUCUGCCACGAAACACGAGACGUACCAGCUUGUCAUACGUCCAAACAUCCAGGAGAAAUCGACCGAGGGCAAGGAAAAACACGAUGCCAGCUUUUUGCGCACGCUACAGAAUCAAGCGAUGAACUCGCAAGUUAUGAUUGAACGCCAACAACGGUUCCAUCGUCUUCUACUUGAAAAAGCAAAGGAUGCUCAUCAAGAAUUUCUAUCGGCCCGCGACCCUCCGUUAACUGUUGAGCGCGAAAAGAUUGUUCGAUGGCACGAAGAGUUUGAUGUCGAGAGUGCGUGUCCUGACAUCGAACAAGUUGCCCUUCCUCAACCACCAAAUGUGGAAAAGUUUUCUUCGGCCAAAGAUAUACUAUCGACCGCAAGAAACUUGUUCAACUGCGGCACACCGCUCGAGAGGGCAUUGCAAAGAUUGGAAGAAAAGAAACGGCAGGCUGCAACGACUACAGCAACUGCAAAUCUCUCGAUCGUAGAUGCAAGCGAACACAACAAACCCUCGGUCAGUGUCAAACCGGAAUCAACUACUCGCAUAACGGCGGAUUAUAAUGUGUUGAAAACCAUUCCCAAAGCUCUGCUGGAAAAGAUUCGAGCGAAGCAAGCGGCCAAAGCACUGGAUCAGAUGACGAGGCGCCCAUCGCAGGAGAAGGAAGCUAUCAAGUAUGGGCGGCUUCCGGAACUGGCGCGGCACAUAAGAAAUGUGUUUGUUACCGAACGAAAGAAUGUUUUGCCUCUGGAGACGCCGCUCGUGAAAAUCGAAAACAGUUAUCGUGGGAAGUUGACGCUGCAAGAGCUUGAAGAGCACAUUCGACUGAUUGCCCAGUUGGUACCAUUCUGGCUGACGCUACCGGAAGUUCGGAAGGUGAAGUACGCCAAGAUAGCUAAGGACUGCGACCUCUCCAAAGUUAUCGGGGUCCUAGAGCAGAAAGCAAACGAAGCGGUACAAUAACGAAGAAUGUAGCGCGAAAGAUCGCGAAGCACCCUUUACCUUCGGGUUUUUUUUCUCGGUUUACCUUUUGCAUGUGACACAGUUAUAAAUUCGAUUAUCUUUCAUGAUUGUAUUAAUACUCGACCAGAAGCAAAGGACGAGUUAAUAGAUGCAAUUUGUUUGCUAAUGUUUUUUAUGCUUAUACCAGUAUCUUGUAGAUUUACAAUCCUUAUCGAUUUGACCUUUCGCAUUGUUUUUCGAUGUUUACUUCUUGCUUUUUCAUUACAUAGCUUGUUUGCUUCGCACGGUGGAAUAUUCGAUCUAGUUUUUAACCAUACUU